AUGGCUGACCAACAACCCACAAAUCCCGUUCCUCCUCCAGCUGAGGCCCCCAAGACGGAGCCUGCUGCUACACCUGCGCCCGCGGUCCCUGACGGCACUCUUGCAGGCACACCAGCGCCUGCCCCUGGGGGUGAGGGCGCGACGAUCUCCAAGAAAGCCGCUAAGAAGGCGGAAGCCAAGGCUAAGAAGGAGGCCGAAAAGGCCCGCCGUGCCGCUGAGCUGGCCGCAAAGCAGGCUGCUGCCAACGCUGCUCAGAGUGAGGACAACGCAAAGGAAAACUACGGCCCGGAGUCGCCUGAGAAGCAAAUCUCUCCCGACGCCAUUGAGAUCCACCUGAAGGAUAUUGGUGAGGAGCAUGUUGGCAAGACCGUCGAGCUUCGGGCCUGGCUGCAGAACGCCCGCAUGCAGGGUGCUAAGAUGGUUUUCGUCGAGCUGCGAGAGGAGGGUAACUGGUCAAUCCAAGGCAUUGCCACUGCCAGCCCGGAGGGAAAUCCAGUCAGUCGCCAGAUGGCCAAGUGGAUUGGUUCUAUCAACCCCGAGAGCUUCGUCGUUGUUGAGGGCACUGUUGCAAAGCCCGCUGUUCCGGUUAAGGGCUGCACCGUCUCGAACUACGAGCUCCACAUCACCAAGUGCUAUCUCCAUGCCGCUGCCCCUGCUAUGCUUGGCAUGACUCUCGCUGCUGCAAACAGGCCUAUUACCAACUUCAGUGAUGAGGAACAGCAGGCUUCUGUUGAGCAGAAAGUCGAGAAGCUCAGCAUUUCUGAGCCAGCUGGUAUUCCUGCUGCCUCGAUGCUCACUCAUCUUGAUAACAUAGUCAUGCACAAGCGGUCCCCUCUGCAGCAGGCCAUUGCUGAUAUCCGUGCCGAGAUGAAGCAGCUCUACCGGGAGUACUUGAGGUCCCAGGGUUUCAAGGAGUUUGAGCCUCCUUGCCUUAUUGGCGCUGCUUCUGAGGGUGGUGCAAAUGUGUUCCGUCUGCCAUACUUUGACAAGGAGGCCUACCUUGCCCAGUCUCCUCAGUUUUACAAGCAGAUUGAGAUCGCCGGCGGUCGGAAGCGUGUUUUCAGCUGUGGCCCGGUCUUCCGCGCCGAGAACUCGAAUACCCCUAGGCACAUGACCGAGUUUACAGGUCUCGACAUGGAAAUGGAAAUCAAGAAGGACUAUCAUGAGGUCCUGGAUGUGCUGGAGAACUGCCUGUUGUACAUCUUCAGGAAUAUUAAGGAGCGCUGUGCCAAGGAGAUCGCCCUUGUUCGCUCUGUUUAUCCCUGCGAGGAGUUCCUAUUCCCCGAGCCUGGCAAGACCGUACGUCUGACCUUUGCUGAGGGCCAGAAACUUCUCCGGGAGGAGGGUCCUGAGGAGUUCCGCAACGUGCGUGAUGACGAGGACAUGACCACUCCCCAGGAGAAGGCUCUCGGAGCCCUCGUCCGCAAGAAAUACGGCACUGAUUUCUACACCCUCGACAAGUUUCCUGAGAGCGCGCGUCCGUUCUAUGCCAAGGAGGACCCGGCCAACCCCAAGGUCACCAAUGCAUAUGACUUGUUCAUGCGCGGUCAGGAGAUCUGCUCUGGUGGCCAGCGUAUUAACGACCCUGUCGAACUGGAGGCACGUAUUCGUACCAAGGGUAUCGACCCCAACAGCCCCGGUAUCAAAGAGUAUGUAGAUAUCUUCAGGCAAGCCGGUGUCCCUGCUCAUGGAGGUGGUGGUAUUGGCUUGGACCGCGUUGUUGCAUGGUACCUCAACUUGCCUAGCGUGCAUCUUGCGGCGUAUUACCCACGUACGCCUAAGAGGCUGCUUCCAUGA
Messenger RNA from Thermochaetoides thermophila DSM 1495, 1797 nucleotides. Its product is annotated as aspartyl-tRNA synthetase-like protein. Gene Ontology annotation, cellular component: cytoplasm; aminoacyl-tRNA synthetase multienzyme complex; cytosol. The transcript is spliced from 3 exons. The coding region runs from base 1 to 1797 and encodes 598 amino acids. Gene Ontology annotation, molecular function: RNA binding; ATP binding; aspartate-tRNA ligase activity. Lineage: Eukaryota; Fungi; Ascomycota; Sordariomycetes; Sordariales; Chaetomiaceae. The record is from RefSeq and is a predicted model, not a curated record. Gene Ontology annotation, biological process: aspartyl-tRNA aminoacylation.